UCCGGUUGCGGCGACAUAAUGGAGGAAGCGGAGCCUGGAAGUCGUAAACAUCUGCUCCGGGAGUUACAAGAGUUUACCGAGCAAUGUCAGGGCCGUUUGUCUAGGCUGCUGGAGGAGCUGGGGUGGGAAGAUGACUUCGCACCGGGAGAGCAGGAUACCGCGCAAUGCCCGUACGACAGUAAUCAUCGAAUGCCUAAAUCCUCUCUCGAGAAGCAUGUAGCUAAAUGUAGGCUCCGGAAACUGGGUUAUAGCAAGGAGGAGGAGGAAGCAAUAUACGAUCCUCGCUAUUUCUAUGAAAAAGCAAAUGUACCUUCAGUUGUCAUAGACAAAGAUAAGCAGUUUCAGAUAAUUAAAGAAAAUAGGGAUAAUGCGACAAGUGGCAGAGAUGAUGGAGCGUACGACAAAAGUGCAUACUCCUCUUCUCCUGUUGAGGUUCCUCAGAAUCACAAGCAUGCUAUCUGUGACCUGACACCGGCGGACCGACUGGCCAUCUAUGACUAUGUUCUUUGUGAAAGUAAGAAGCAGAGAGCUAUAACGCUUCUGGAUCAGAAUAAUUCUGAUCUUUUUGAGGAUUUGGCUGCCAAGAUCAACCAAGAUGAUGGCCAGAAAGGUCCUAAAUCGCACCUUGAAAUCAUGGCAGAAAUGAGAGAUUAUAAGAGACGAAGACAAUCUUACAGAGCAAAAAACGUUCACAUAACUAAGAAGUCGUACACAGAGAUAAUACGAGAUGUCAUAGAUGUGCACAUGGAAGAGCUGACCAGCCACUGGAAGGAUGAAGCACAUGAUGAAGCAAGCUCUACCAUUUCUUCAUCCUCUGUUAGACGGAAAGAGGUGCCAAGGUCACCCUCCCUAGAUUCCAGGCAUUCCACAGAUAGUCAUAGGGACAGCCGGCAUUCUGGACGCCACCGAGAACGCAGCAGGAGCCCACGCAGACACCGCAGUCGGGAUAAAGAGGACUCUAAACAGAAGAGAGACAGGGAGAAAGAACGCCACCACAGUCAUAAAAGAAGACGACACAAAGAAGACUAAGCCGUGUUUGAUUCAUUUUGUAAAUGUAAUAUUUCUUGAAACAUAUUAAAUAUGAGUUACAGAGCAAA
This is a messenger RNA of Spea bombifrons (plains spadefoot toad), 1097 nucleotides long. RefSeq names its product small nuclear ribonucleoprotein U11/U12 subunit 48 (gene SNRNP48). The record is from RefSeq and is a predicted model, not a curated record. The transcript is spliced from 9 exons. The coding region runs from base 19 to 1029 and encodes 336 amino acids. Gene Ontology annotation, cellular component: U12-type spliceosomal complex; nucleoplasm; cytosol. Lineage: Eukaryota; Metazoa; Chordata; Amphibia; Anura; Pelobatidae.